Molecule: messenger RNA, 1761 nt
Organism: Cryptotermes secundus
Lineage: Eukaryota; Metazoa; Arthropoda; Insecta; Blattodea; Kalotermitidae
Exons: 2
Coding region: 120-1034 (304 amino acids)
Source: RefSeq, a predicted model, not a curated record
UAUAUGUAGUUGCUACUCUGCUGAAGGGUUGAACCCAUCUCUUUUGAUAGAGUCUACUAUAAGCUCUAACUGCUGCCCUUAUCGCUAAUUGCUUACAUGCAGUCCUACAGACGCGCAACAUGGACGCCCCCACACCGCGCCGCGCAGACUGCCGUCUCUCUCCCGCAACCGUCAGUGAUUUCAAUGCGCCGGACAUGCUUCAAGCUGAGGAAGAGGCAGGCAGUGAGGUGCCAGGAUGCGGCAUACUGCAAUGUGCAACAGACCUGCUGGUACUUCUGCCCGCUAGCGACCGUGUGUUCGACACUGUAUCACCGUUAAACGGCAGUGACCAAUCCUCGCAGGUCUCAAUCCCUUUCUCUGAUGUGGCAGAGGAUGAAUGUCUCAGAAGAGUGUCUGCUAGGAAUCGAACAUCUGUCGACGGGGAAGUAAUGGCCUUCUCAUCCGAGUUCAAGAAAGCUCUGACGGAGUCAAGAGACCCGGCAAAAGAAAGUCUGGAUGCCUAUUGUCCGUCGUCUGUGACAACCAUGAUGGCGGAGGACCCAAAAUUCAUAAUACGAGAUGCGCAACAGCGGACACUCGCGAGGCACUCCCAAGGGCGCCAAAAGAAGUCCCCGCUAACGUCUGGGAUACUGAACUCGAUUGCCCGAAGUAUUGAUGAAUUUAAGACAGGAACACCAAAGGAGGAAGAAAACGAAAGUUACGAAGAAGGAGACGACGAAGAUCAGGACGAAGAGAAUGUUAAAGAAAUGAAAAUGAAAACCAAACCGCGGAAUGUCCCAGCAACGGCAGAGGCAGUUGAUGAAGAUGAUGAUUGUUAUGACACAAACUCAGGCUUCUGGAGGAUGCUGUCAGCUUAUGACGACCUGGUUCUCUCUCAGCCGGGCUACAGCACGCACCAACAUGGUGAGUCCCACUGGCUGGAUGCGGACACAGUGCCUUGGAGGACAAUGGAGGAGUCGAGGAACAAGUGUCUGCAGUGGCUAGAGAAACAAGUUGAAGGACAAGUGUCUGCAGUGGCUAGAGGAACACGUUGAAGGACAAGUGUCUGCAGUGGCUAGAGGAACACGUUGAAGGACAAGUGUCUGCAGUGGCUAGAGGAACACGUUGAAGGACAAGUGUCUGCAGUGGCUAGAGGAACACGUUGAAGGACAAGUGUCUGCAGUGGCUAGAGGAACACGUUGAAGGACAAGUGUCUGCAGUGGCUAGAGGAACACGUUGAAGGACAAGUGUCUGCAGUGGCUAGAGGAACACGUUGAAGGACAAGUGUCUGCAGUGGCUAGAGGAACACGUUGAAGGACAAGUGUCUGCAGUGGCUAGAGGAACACGUUGAAGGACAAGUGUCUGCAGUGGCUAGAGGAACACGUUGAAGGACAAGUGUCUGCAGUGGCUAGAGGAACACGUUGAAGGACAAGUGUCUGCAGUGGCUAGAGGAACACGUUGAAGGACAAGUGUCUGCAGUGGCUAGAGGAACACGUUGAAGGACAAGUGUCUGCAGUGGCUAGAGGAACACGUUGAAGGACAAGUGUCUGCAGUGGCUAGAGGAACACGUUGAAGGACAAGUGUCUGCAGUGGCUAGAGGAACACGUUGAAGGACAAGUGUCUGCAGUGGCUAGAGAAACACAUUGAAGGAAAAGUGUCUGCCGUGGCUAGAGAAACACAUUGAAGGACAAGUGUCUGCAGUGGCUAGAGAAACAAAUUGAAGGACAAGUGUCUGCAGUGGCUAGAGGAACACGUUGAAGGACAAGUGUCUGCAGUGGCUAG